This is a messenger RNA of Rhizoctonia solani, 1008 nucleotides long. Its product is annotated as glyceraldehyde-3-phosphate dehydrogenase. NCBI's taxonomy places the organism in Eukaryota, Fungi, Basidiomycota, Agaricomycetes, Cantharellales, Ceratobasidiaceae. Gene Ontology annotation, biological process: glucose metabolic process. Gene Ontology annotation, molecular function: NADP binding; oxidoreductase activity, acting on the aldehyde or oxo group of donors, NAD or NADP as acceptor; NAD binding. The transcript is spliced from 11 exons. The record is from RefSeq and is a predicted model, not a curated record. Bases 1 to 1008 code for a protein of 335 amino acids.
AUGACAGUCAAAGUUGGAAUCAAUGGCUUCGGUCGCAUCGGACGUAUUGUACUCCGCAAUGCUAUCGCUCACGCCCCUUCAUUGAUCUCGAAUACAUGGCGAGUUUACAUGUUCAAAUACGACUCAACUCACGGGCGAUUCAAGGGCAAUGUCGAAGUCAAAGAUGGAUCCCUCAUCAUCGAGGGAAACAAGUCGCCCAUCAAGAUCUUCAGCGAGCGCGAUCCCACAAAUAUUAAAUGGGACACCACUGGGACCGAGUACGUUGUCGAGUCGACGGGUGUCUUCACUACCGUGGAGAAAGCUUCUGCACACAUCAAGGAGAACCCAGGUGUUAAGAAAGUGGUUAUUUCCGCCCCUUCUGCAGACGCGCCUAUGUAUGUUGUUGGCGUGAACUUGGAUUCUUACGAACCCAAGGGAUCCAAAGUCAUCUCUAACGCAUCCUGCACGACCAACUGCCUGGCUCCCCUUGCCAAGGUCAUUCACGAUGAAUUUGGUAUCGUUGAGGGUUUGAUGACUACGGUGCACGCCACAACUGCUACGCAGAAGACCGUGGACGGACCGUCUGCUAAGGACUGGCGUGGCGGACGCGGUGCUAGUGCUAACAUUAUUCCUUCGUCCACCGGUGCUGCCAAGGCGGUCGGCAAAGUCAUACCAUCGCUGAAUGGCAAACUCACUGGCCUCGCCUUCCGUGUACCUACUUCGGACGUGUCUGUUGUUGACCUGGUGGCCCGACUUGAGAAACCGGCCUCCUACGACGACAUCAAGGCUGCAAUCAAGAAGGCUUCUGAGAACAAACUGAAGGGCAUCCUUGGCUACACAGAGGAUGAUGUCGUGUCCACCGACUUCGUUGGCGAUGAACACUCUUCUAUCUUCGACGCCAAGGCCGGUAUCAGCCUGAACAAGAACUUUAUCAAGCUUGUUGCCUGGUAUGACAACGAAUGGGGUUACUCCCGUCGCGUUGUUGACCUGAUCGCCUAUAUCUCCAAGAAGGACGCAGAAGCCGCCUGA